AUGGUCAAGUUCGGCGCGCGCUUCGAGGAGAGCCGCCUGAAGCGGCGCUGGUCCGCCUACGCCGUCGACUACGAGCGCCUCAAGCUGCUGCUCAAGGUCGCGCAGACCGCUCAUUACGCGAAACCGGCGCACGUCAAGCUGUCCAACUUCGGGCGCGACGCGUCGAGCCGGGGCCUGCUCGACUUCGUCGCCGCGAAGCGGCCCAUGGACGCCUUCCUCGCCGCGGGCCUCGACGGCGCCGAGCGCGCGGCGCUCGAGGCGGCGCGCCAGAGCUCCGUCGUCGCCGCGCUCGAGGGCGACGACGACGAGGCGGCGCCGCGGCGCGGCGCGGGCCACUGGACGCGCGCGCUCUUCGGCGUCAAGGACGCGUCCUGCGCCUUCCUGCUCCACGGCUUCGACGUCGCCCUGGCGGGCGAGGUCGCCGAGGCCGAGUCGCUCUACCGCCGCGAGGUCGAGGGCCUCGAGCGGCGCUGGCGCGCGCUCAAGCCGUCGUGCGUGGCCAAGGCGUCCGGGCCGCUGCGCCUGAGUUUGGCGGCGCUGGACAGCGAGGCGCGGGAGCUCGUGGACUUCCGCGCGUGGAAUCUGGUCGCGUGCGGCAAGAUCUGCAAGAAGCGCGACAAGAUCUUCAAGGACGAGGCGCCGAUCCGGGACCGCGUGCGCGCGGCGCUCGACGGGCGGGCGUGCUGGGUGCCCGGGUCGCUGGACGCGCUGCUGCGGGACCUCGCGGCGGCGUCGCCGAGGCGGAGCUGA
Messenger RNA from Aureococcus anophagefferens, 750 nucleotides. RefSeq lists its product as hypothetical. NCBI's taxonomy places the organism in Eukaryota, Pelagophyceae, Pelagomonadales, Pelagomonadaceae. The record is from RefSeq and is a predicted model, not a curated record. The transcript has 2 exons. The coding region runs from base 1 to 750 and encodes 249 amino acids.